This is a messenger RNA of Cuscuta epithymum, 3721 nucleotides long. Lineage: Eukaryota; Viridiplantae; Streptophyta; Magnoliopsida; Solanales; Convolvulaceae. The record is from the annotation of a GenBank genome assembly.
UCUGGACCGAGGCUCCUCUCCCGUGAAUAAGCAGUCCGCUCUCCUCUAAGUGAGAUAAAACAAUACUCCGUACUUUUUUUGAGUUCACAGCAUAGCUUCCAUCUACGAUUCCCUCCCUGAUAAUCGGAUUGAACUAUUGGUAGCUCAUUCUGGGCGGCCUAACGGAGUCUCCUGGACGGUACCCGUGGGCGGUGGCCUCAGGACGACAUUUGAUCUUCCCUCUUCCGGUCGGGGCCAUCGAUUCUGGCCAGAAAUGUUCAAUGGCAGAGUAGCUCAGGUAGUCAGAUUUCGAUGAUGAUUGAAGAUUGGGAGGAAAAAGGGCUGUUGAGAUGGAUGGUGACAAACUAAAAGGAUUAGGAAAGAAGAACAAGAAAGUUGUGCGUGUCAAAUUAGAGAUAAGCUGAAAGGAUGGUCUAUGUUGUUCAUAUGAGUUUAUAAGAUCAUGGCUAUUUUCCUCGCUAAUCACCUGUAGACUGCUGGUAGCAGCAAAGUUCCCAGUCCUUGGGACCUCGGCUCCUGUCGACCUCGCUCCACCCUCUACCCCACGGUGACUGUCCAACUUAGUCAUCUGUCCUAGCCUUCUCCUUCGGACUAUUAGACUCCUAGCUCACGGAUUGACGAAGAAGGCACGUAUUGAGAUGGACAAUUUUGUUCGCGAGGAAUUUGCUGAUUUUGGUCAUGAUCAAGAUGAUAUUUUGCAUGAUGAGCAAGAAGUUAUAUUUGACACUGAUGAUAGUGAUUGCGAGAUUAGUACCGAUGAUGAAAAUCAGCAGGGUAGUGAGAAUGAAGACAACAUUCAAAUACCAGCUACUGAUCAUAAUUUUAGAAGGAUAUAUGACAUAUCAUCUAAUGAGAUUCGGGAUUUAGAAUUUGAUACUCAACAUGAAGCUUGCAAAUUUUUUCAAACAUAUGCAAGAUGUAAGGGGUUUGUUGCGAGGAAACACAAUCUUGCUCGAGACAGGAAUAAUAAUAUUACAAUGCAACAAUUAGUAUGUAAUAGAGCUGGAUUGAGGCAAAAAAAGUACUUGGAGAAGGUAGACAGGAAAAAACCACACGCACCAAUCACACGCACGAAUUGUAAAGCUAAGUUUCGUGUGCGUUUGGAUAGAAAAAAAUCAAAAUGGAUUGUGAGUUCUUUUGUGGAGGAACAUAAUCAUUUUUUAACUCCUUCUACGUAUGUCCACCUGUUUCCCGCUUAUCGUGCCUUGAAUGAUGCAGACAAAGCCCAAAUUGAUAUGUUACACAUGCAGGGUGUUCGGACAUGUCACAUUAUGGGAUAUAUGUUGGCUCAAAAAGGAGGGUAUAGUGGGCUUGGGUUUUCAAAAAAGGAUCUAUAUAACUAUCUUGACAGACAGAAGCGUUUUAAGAUUCAAGAUGGGGAUGCACGAGCUGCUCUUAGCUACAUUCAAGGCAAAGCUGACAAUGACCCCAUAAUGUUUUGUAAGUAUUCUACUACAAAUGAUGGAAAGCUGAAACAUUUAUUUUGGGCAGAUGGACAAAGCAUAGUAGACUUUCAGUGCUUUGGUGAUGUUCUUGCAUUUGACACCACGUACAAGAAAAACAAAUAUAAUUAUCCAUUGGUUAUUUUCUCAGGAUGUAACCAUCAUUCUCAAACUAUUAUAUUUGGUUGUGCUUUGGUGUCAGAUGAAACAUUUGAGACAUAUAAAUGGGUCUUAGAAACUUUUUUGGAAGCAAUGCACAAGAAACAUCCCAUAUCAGUGGUUACUGAUGGUGAUGUUGCUAUGAGAGAGGCUAUUAAAUUAGUUUUUCCAGAUUCUACUCAUCGUUUGUGUGCGUGGCACUUGAAUAAAAAUGCAUGUGAGAAUGUAAAAAACUCACCAUUUUUGGACGAUUUUAAGAAAGCAAUGUAUUCAAAUUUCACCCCUGAAGAGUUUGAAGAUUUUUGGCAGCAAAUUAUAGUUGAGCAUGGGGUUGAAGGUAACACAUGGGUUUUGAAAACCUAUGACAACAAGUUAUUAUGGGCUACUGCGUAUCUGCGUGACACAUUCUUUGGACGCAUCCGGACUACAUCUCAGUGUGAAGCAAUCAAUUCUUUAAUUAGAUCUUAUGUGAGAAAAAAAAAUACCCUCUAUGAAUUUAUUCAUAAUUUUGAACAGCUGUUAAGGGAGUACCGAAAUAAUGAGUUGAUUGCUGAUUUUAAGUCCAAUUUCUCAGAACCGGUAAUGACGAGCUCUUUGAAGCACCUUGAGCGCCAGGCUGCUAAUAUAUAUACACUGGAAAUGUUUACAGAAGUUAGGAAAGAGAUUGAACUUGGUUGUGCAUUAAAUGUUGUGGGUCGAAUAGAAAAUGGAGAUGAAUUGACUCUUCACUUAAGCAAAUAUGGUCAUCCUGAAAGUUUAGUUAAAGUUGAUUUUGAUAGAUCAAAUUCUAAAUUUUCAUGUGCUUGUCGUCUUUAUGAAGCCCGCGGCAUUCCUUGUUCUCAUAUUAUAUGUGUUUUGAAAAAUGAGAACAUUCAGGACUUUCCUAGUAGCUUGAUAUGUGGAAGGUGGACUAAGACGAGUAAGACUGAUCUAAUCUCGGCAAUGUCAUCAGAUGAAGUAGAUGUUGAUGUUAUGAUAUUUGCUCGUUUUGGUGCUUUAGCAGCUUCUUGUAAUAGACUAUGUAAAAUUGCUUCCAAAAAGACUGAAUACUUUGAUGAAGUUAGAGAUGAGAUACUAAGACUCACUCAUAAGUUAGAGAAGCUUGGUGAUCAAGGGACUAGUCAUGCAUCAUUUGUUGAAGAUAUUGGUGAUCCUACUGUUGUGAAGACAAAAGGUGCCCCAACAAAGAAAAAAAAAGGAGGUAAAAGGAGGCGUUGUUCGAACUGUAACCGUGUAGGACAUGUAAUAACAACGUGCCCAAGGAUAGCUUCUGAUCACAAUGGCACUCAAAAUGAUGAUGUUAUAUCUUUGGACGACAACCAAAGAUGUCAUGGCAAAGGAGUGAUGUUUGAAUGUGACGCUACUGACGGUGUUGGGAGUAAGGAUAAUGGUGGUUGUCCUAACUUCAUAGUUAGUGAAAAGAAGAGAUCUCAUGGUAAACAAAUCAAGAAAUGUGAAUCUUCAAAAAGUUUAUCAAAGGUUCAUGUAAAUGAGAGAGCCAAGGUCGAAUUGAAUAUUAACGGCACUUUUCAAAAGAGUGGAAUACUAAUUGAUCAGCCAUCAAGCCUUUCAAGUGAACGUUUGACUGGGACUAUGCAUCAAUAUUCUUUGGUAUCUCCGACACAUCUGUUACAAGCUAAUAGUCCUCAGUCAUUCAAUUAUUGGGUGCCCUCUACCAAUCCAUAUGGUGCUUCUCUUUUGCAUCCAAAUAUUCCAUUAAUUCCACAAAUGGUUCAGUAUCCACAGUUCACCGAAGUUAGUCAAGUGCCCAAUGAUGGUGGUGGAACUUCUUGGAAAGCUUUGCUGGAAGGAGUCAUUAAAAAUGGUUCUCAAACAAGUGGUACACAUGGCCAUCUACCUUGAUUUUAGAAGGUGCGAUCUUAGUCAAGGUGAAAAAUAAAUGAACAAAGAAAUACUGAAAUGAAGAAGUGUUGAAGAAGUGUUGGUAGUGUAGUAAUUGUUACCUUUGUAAUUUAUUUUGGAUGACUCAGGUCAAUUGAGGUUAUUUUAUUUUUCCUAAUAUUGUAUUCUGCCAUUCUGGUAUGAAUAUUUAAUAACAAUGUAAUAAAAUUUAGUCAACAUGUUUUAAUUUGAAUUUGUAUUUCUCAAUUGCAAGUGAA